AUGGAUGAUCAAGAAGAUCGACAGAUUAUUCUCACGGCACAUGGCAUGAGCGUGGAUGAUGUGGACAAUCGAAUUGUUAUACCAACCUGCAUCGCCGAUGACCAGUCGGUUAUUCAACUGGGUCGUACGUUUGUGCGAAAUGGUAUUAUGCACAAAUGCACAAUCAUUGGCGAUUCGGUGACGUACGAGCAAGAAGCUAUGUGCUUUGAUAAUGGCGUUCAUUAUUCGAUUGGUGACACAUUCCGCAACGGCUCAUUCCGAUUGACAUGCGGACGAGAUGGCAUUGUCAUUGAAGGAUGCUAUCUGCAAAACUCUGGCGAGUACUUGAUGGCCGGUGAGUCCAGAAUCGUCAACAGACAACGUCACGAAUGUGAGGUGUUGGGUGAUGGACGUGUGCGGUAUCAAGUGAAA
Messenger RNA from Ostertagia ostertagi, 411 nucleotides. Lineage: Eukaryota; Metazoa; Nematoda; Chromadorea; Rhabditida; Trichostrongylidae. The record is from the annotation of a GenBank genome assembly.